AUACGUGCUCCUGGAGAAAUAGAUAACAAUGAAAAAUGUAUGACAUCAAAAAGCUUAGUAUGGAGAAUUGUUCUUUUAAUGAGUAGCCACCAGAAAAAAAUAAUGAAAAUAAUAAAAGCUUUUUUUAAAAUCACGAAGUAGGAGUAUCCCACUCGUUGUAGCACUCCUAUCACUUAAACGCCUCAAGGGGGCGUUAACAUCGCAAGUAUAUAUUUUUGGUUGCGAAGCAUUUGUCGGCAUUCAACUCCUGAGACGCUAAGUAGCAGAAACAAUGCGGAGAAGACGGGCGGACCCCGAAUUUGAGAUUGACGACUUUCGUCACUGGCAAAGGGCGUUUAGUCAACAACUUGUGGAUUCCCAGAGGCCAAGCCCAAAAAGAGAGCCAGUUCGGCGAAUUGUGCUAAUUGGAAAGACAGGACAUGGAAAGAGUGCGACAGGCAACACUAUCCUGGGAUGCACCAGAAGAGAGGACUGGAAAUUUGAGAGCUCAUCAGGUUCAACAUCAAGAACACAGAGAUGUGAAAAACAUGAAGCUGUCAGAUUUGGGAAGAGGCUUGUUGUGAUUGACACCCCAGGGUUGUUUGACACACAGUCAAAUAGCAUCGAAACAGAGAUCGGGAGGUGUGUGUGUCUGUCUCAACCAGGCCCACAUGUCUUCCUCCUCGUCAUGUCUAUGGAUAGGUACACUAAGGAGGGGCAAAAAUCAAUUGAAAAUAUUGAGCGGAUGUUUGGUGAGAUGGUAAAGCGAUACACCAUUGUUCUUUUUUCCAAGGGGGAUGAUUUGGAAUUUCAUGGGGAGACACUGGAGGGGAAACUAAGUACGGAUAAACCCUUUAGGGAUCUUGUACGGAAGUUUGGGAAUAAAUACCAUGGCUUAAAUAACAGAAGACAUGAUAAUGAACAAGUGAGGAAGCUUGUUGACAAAAUAGAGGACGUAUUGAACGAAAAUGAGGGGCAUUUUUACACCAAUGAUAUGUACGAAACUGCUUCCAAUGAACUUCACAGGGAGAUUGAAAAGAUUCUGAGGGAAAAGUUGCCAGAUAUCAUAGACAGAGAGCAAAGAUGUAGGAGUGCUGCAGAGAUUGAUAACCUCUGGUGUGAAGAGGUUAAAGCAGCUGUAGAGAAAGCAACUUGCAUCGUUGCAACAAUUUUGAGAAAUAAGGGAUUCAUAUCAAUCGUUGCUUUACUUGGUGCAGGGGCAGCAUUGUGUGCGGCAGGCCCCGCUGUUGCUGCUAUUGCAGCAGGAGCAGGAGUAGGAGCAGGAGCAGGAGCCGCUGUUGCUGCUAUUGCAGCAGGGGCAGGAGUAGGAGGAGGAGUCGCUGUUGCCUACAAAAAAUACUCUCAAGAAUAG
This is a messenger RNA of Conger conger (European conger), 1351 nucleotides long. Its product is annotated as GTPase IMAP family member 9-like. Bases 272 to 1351 code for a protein of 359 amino acids. Gene Ontology annotation, molecular function: GTP binding. The transcript has 3 exons. The record is from RefSeq and is a predicted model, not a curated record. Lineage: Eukaryota; Metazoa; Chordata; Actinopteri; Anguilliformes; Congridae.